Messenger RNA from Cherax quadricarinatus, 4531 nucleotides. The record is from RefSeq and is a predicted model, not a curated record. NCBI's taxonomy places the organism in Eukaryota, Metazoa, Arthropoda, Malacostraca, Decapoda, Parastacidae.
AUUUUUUUUUUUUUUUUUUACUUCUGUGCUUGUAAUAUGUUAAUGUGAAGAGCAUUCGCUGUAAUGUUAGGAGUAUUAUAAGGUGAUUUCAUAACCACUGACUACCUGUGUUGUCUUGCGCACUUGGAUGUCAUGAGCAUCGAUUGCCUACCUAUUUUGUCAGAUACAUACUGUGCUUGUUUUGAAUAAGCAUGAACUAAUGUUGAACUGUAUGUGCACACAUACAUAUUUGUUAGCCUCAUAUUUAGGAAGACAGCAGUUCAGCAGUUCCUAUACUAUUAAUUAGUAGCGUACUGAUGACUUGCUACUGACUUGACAAGUCUGUUACCAAGGGUGGCAUUUCUACAUUGCAUCAACUUUACUCACCAUCAUCUGUAAAUUAUUACCAUUUUCUUUGGUUGUCACAUGUAAAUUGAGUCAUUUUUCUCAUGUCACUUGUAAAUUGUCAUUAUCUCGGCUAAUCACAUGUCACUUGUACAUUCCCUGUCAUUUGUAUAUUGCGUCAUGUAUCUUACUGCAUCACUUUAAAACUACGCUAUUUUCUGUAUGCUACAUGUAAAGUGUGUAAUUUUGUGUGCCACUUGUGAAAUAUGUCACCAUAAUCGUGACAGUGUCACUUUUCCAUGUGGUUUGACAAGGACUUUGCUCUCCUAGACUCUGCUUUCCCUAUUACCUUUGCCUCCUCAUUCCAGUCUUGGUGUUGUUCCUCGUACCUGAGUAAGGACUCAUCAGAACCUACCUGCUUUCUCCUUAAUCAAAUUAAAUAUUUCUACAAGGUGCUUACUUGUGGGACAGUCAUUCAGGUAAUCAGUUCCAGUGUUAUCGUGAAAGUGGAAGUUACAAGAACUUGCUAUUUCAGUAUGUUAGGCCAUGUGGUACAUGAAGUCCUUAGGAAUUUUCCCAGGUUACAGCCUAAGGGAGGAAGAGGUUAGAAGUUCGCAGGUAAAUACCCUGCUCGGGCCUUAAGCUUAUAAUUUUAGUUAGGUCCGUAUCUCAGGGAUACAGCUUCUUUCCUCCUCUUCUCUUAAAUGUUUUGUCCUGAGAGACAUGCCUUGCCAACAAUGACUUUUCCUACUAGGUUCUGAUAGUUGGGCCCUUUUCCAUUGAGGAAUGUGGUGGGUAGGACUUAAUUAUAUACUUCAUAUUUUGAAAAGUUUAAAAGUACUUGUUAAUCAUUAGACUUAGUGCAGGAACAGUUGAACCUCCAGAUUGUUUAGUUAAUGUAACAUUACAGUAUUAAGAGCCUCCACAUAUUAUAAGUCUAGUUUAAAGACUUAAAACAAGUUUCUUUUAAAGGGUAUUUACAAGUAUUUCAUAAAAUAUUUACCAUUUAAAUAUGUUUCACAUUAAAUAUUAGUUCUCAAAAGAAAUAUUUUUAUAGAUUUGGUCAGUGCCAGAUUUUGUAGUAAUAUAAUUUUUUAUGACAGUUGGGAUAACUGUACUGCACUUUGUUUCUCACUGUGAAACAUUUCAGUAAAGAGUUUAUUUCCCAGUAAAACGAGACAUGCCAUCAGACUUGCCUCAUCCUUGUUUUGUCUCCCUCUGCAGAAAAAGUUAGUACAUAUAUAUUGUAUCUAAAAUACUGAAAGGUUGAAUUCAACUUGAUCAAUGACCACUUUUUUGUUUUAUUAUUAUACAGGAGUUAUGUUUAAAAUGCACCUGUGAGUCAGACUGUUUACCCAGGAGGUGAUUAGUUCUGAAAGGCAACAGAUUUCAGCAGCUGAAGAAAACCACACUAGGGAAUCAUGGGAUGACCAAGUACUAGUCCAGACCAGACUGACUUGUUAAUUGAAUUGUUUACUUGUUAUAUUAUAUGAAUUUCAGUGUUAAUUCUUUGGCACUGUGAUGUAGCAGUGGUCUUUAGUUUGUAAGGAAAACUUGUGUAAAUAAACAUUAUUAUAUAAGAGUAUAUUACGUUAGCAGUGUUUUGUAUCCAUGACCAAUGAUCUCUUUUAUGUAGACGCUCCACAUUGGUCUGAACCUCAAUGGUUACUCUUGUCUAUGCAUGUAAAUAUUAGCUCUGUGAUAACUAAUGAUAUAUUAAGGUAACAACCACACAGCCUCAGUCUCCAACCACGACUGUACAUUCCGCGCAGUUCACUUCCACAUCAGCUGCUAACAACGCAAGUAUUGACAGCAGCAUUUCCAAGUGAUUCUUGCGAUAUGUUUCCCAUAUUUGACUGGUAGCACUACUGUCAGCCUUGACUGUGACAUCGUCUUCAAGUGCUGUAGUGUUGUUAACCAUCCUUGACACCUGGUGCUACUCUGACCCACACAACACUUACGCUGUUUACUACAUUUCAUAGCUGGUGCUUCUGCCAACUUUGAUUUUAACAGCAAUUCAGAGUACUUCUGAGGCUGUUAUCUGCUUUGAUAGUUGAUAGGACCAUCACUCUUUUUGUUUUAAUUUGUAAUGACGCGUGUUAUCUGUUGCUAGAUCCUGAUGCAUGGUUGCAGUGCAACCUUAAGUAUGGGUGCUUGUUGAGGAGUGAAUGUUGCUGAAUGUUGAGGUGAGUAAAUGUUCCUGAAUGUUGAGAUGAGUAAAUGUUCCUGAAUGUUGAGGUGAGUAUAUGUUUCUGAAUGCUGAAGUGAGUAAAUGUUCCUGAUUGUUAUGGUGAAUAAAUGUUCCUGAUUGUUACGGUGACAAAAUGUUCCUGAUUGUUAAGGUGAGUAAAUGUUCCUGAUUUUUAUUAAGGUGAGUAAAUGUUCCUGAUUCUCAAGGUGAGUAAAUGUUCCUAAUUAUUAAGGUGAGUAAAUGUUCCUGAUUGUUAGGGUGAGUAAAGGCACCACAAAAUCGUUACAUAUUCAGAGUUUGGCCAAUCAUAAGAUAUAAAAUUUUUUUUUUUCAGUUUGGCAAUGUAGUGUAAGUUUCUUAGUUUCAUUUAUAUGAUCUUCUGUUGACAAUAUUUUUUUAAAUAAUAACUCUUAGAUGUCCUACUCUGAUGCUCUCAGUACUUUUUCACGUUGUAUUUUUCCUGUGGCCUUACGUCACUCUCCCAUUUCGAUUACACGGCAUUAAUUUACUUUAAAUGUAUCACCUAGUUGUGGUUGCAUUGGUCGAGUCAUAGCUCCUGGCCCCGCCUCUUCUGUGUGUGUGUGUGUGUGUGUGUGUGUGUGUGUGUGUGUGUGUGUGUGUGUGUGGUGUCAAGCAUGGUUCAGCAGGCCUGCGCCCACAGUAGUGCAUCCAGGAUUUCAUUGUGUAGGGAAGGGGAGGGGGGUGAUUAAGAUACUGGAAACACCAAAGAAAUCGUCUUUAAUUUAAAAACAUGUAUAUGAAAUUUCUUGAACUAUCAUACUUUUGUGGUCACUACUGUAAAAAUUAAUAAUUAAUGGAAAAAUAUAUUGAAAGUAUUUGUCUCUGGGCUUCCUAAGUCUUCAUUCCACCCCUCCCUCCCUCCCUCCCCCUUCACCAAUGAUUGUCACGCGUCCUACAACAGUCAUCUUCUCUGUUAACAUCCUUUAUCCACGUGGCAGCUUGUGUAUAUCUUGCCUGCACUCCUCCCUACCCUGUACUGUGUAUGUCUUGCCUCCACUCCUCCCUACCCUGUACUGUGUAUAUCUUGCCUCCACUCCUCCCUACCCUGUACUGUGUAUAUCUUGCCUCCACUCCUCCCUACCCUGUACUGUGUAUAUCUUGCCUGCACUCCUCCCUACCCUGUACUGUGUAUGUCUUGCCUCCACUCCUCCCUACCCUGUACUGUGUAUGUCUUGCCUCCACUCCUCCCUACCCUGUACUGUGUAUAUCUUGCCUCCACUCCUCCCUACUCUGUACUGUGUAUAUAUUGCCUGCACUCCUCCCUACCCUGUACUGUGUAUGUCUGGCCUCCACUCCUCCCUACCCUGUACUGUGUAUGUCUGGCCUCCACUCCUCCCUACCCUGUACUGUGUAUGUCUGGCCUCCACUCCUCCCUACCCUGUACUGUGUAUGUCUUGCCUCCACUCCUCCCUACCCUGUACUGUGUAUAUCUUGCCUCCACUCCUCCCUACCCUGUACUGUGUAUAUCUUGCCUCCACUCCUCCCUACUCUGUACUGUGUAUAUAUUGCCUGCACUCCUCCCUACCCUGUACUGUGUAUGUCUGGCCUCCACUCCUCCCUACCCUGUACUGUGUAUAUCUUGCCUGCACUCCUCCCUACCCUGUACUGUGUAUAUCUUGCCUGCACUCCUCCCUACCCUGUACUGUGUAUAUCUUGCCUCCACUCCUCCCUACCCUGUACUGUGUAUAUCUUGCCUCCACUCCUCCCUACUCUGUACUGUGUAUAUAUUGCCUGCACUCCUCCCUACCCUGUACUGUGUAUGUCUGGCCUCCACUCCUCCCUACCCUGUACUGUGUAUAUCUGCUCCACUCCUCCUACUCUGACACAAAACCACAGUUCUCUCUUGAGGUGUGGCAUGUGAUGUCACCGGUUAUUGAUAUCUUGUCAGCCAUAUUGGACGUGAAACCGUAUGAACAACUACGUACACGUUCCGAACAUGUACGUGAGAUUUCUGUCACCUUAGUCUCUAUGAUGGUUACUGCUGCGCUGUUGUAG